Molecule: messenger RNA, 1637 nt
Organism: Trichogramma pretiosum
Lineage: Eukaryota; Metazoa; Arthropoda; Insecta; Hymenoptera; Trichogrammatidae
Product: cilia- and flagella-associated protein 161-like
Exons: 3
Coding region: 605-1576 (323 amino acids)
Biological process (GO): cilium assembly
Cellular component (GO): motile cilium
Source: RefSeq, a predicted model, not a curated record
UUAAUAUNAUGUUUCGCGAGAUUCCAUAUGUGACAAAUACCCACGACACACAGACACACAGACACACGCAAACCAUCGUUAUAUAUGUAUCGCAUGUACAUUAAGACUCGAAUGAUGAUGUUAUAAUUCAUUUAUAUAUUACUAUUAUUAUGAUUUAUAAUUACUAUUGUCGCCUUAAGCUACCACCUGUACAUUGUUGUUUUGCGUUUGUAACGAUCCAAAAAAAAAAAAAACAUUAAUUCAUUAUUCUUUUCUUCUUUGUUUUGCGAAAAUAUUUUAGACUUAGCCAUUAAUUAAGUUGUACAUAUUAUACACACACAUACACGCGGAUAUUGUCUUAGACAGGAAGAAAAUAAGGAGAUGUUAAUCGUAUUACUUUAUAAUUAUUAUUAUACUUUAUUAAAAAAAUUGUGAAUAAAUAUGAUUUUUGAUAAGUAUAUCGAUAUAAAAAAGAAAAGCAACGAGUUGAAUCAAUUGAUCUUAUAACCUUCUCACUAUACCCGAUACACGUCGAUUCAUUUUUGUUCGAGUAUUAUUUAUCAUUACUUUAUCCGGAAAUUCAAGAGUCAAAAUUAUCCAAUAAAAAAUCGUCGUAGUCGUCGUCAUGUACAGCGGCCGGGUUCUCGUGGGCUUCUGGUUCAACAAGCUGCAGCUCGAAUCGGAGCAGCGCGAGCUCGAGAAGAAGCGCUUGGAGUCGGGCCAGCUGCCGGAGCAGAUCAGGCGGCGUCUCGUGGCGGCCUUCGGUCGUGCUCUGCGUUUCACGGAGUCGCCCGCGAGCCACUGCGACCGGCCGAUCCGCUACGGGGACGGCCUGCAGCUGCACAGUCCCGAGUCGCCCGACGUCUCGGACUCGCUCGCCGCGGAUUUCGGCUGCCCGGAGGAGGACCCCCAGGCUCGGGGACCGUCACGCCUCGGCCUCGUCGUCUCGGCCACCGUGUCCCAGUCCGACUGCGACUCGGGCCAAGUGCGCGGCAUCCGAGACGGUUGCGGCGUGGCCUGUGCGCCGAUCGGCGGCCAGCCCUGCAGCGUCAACAACAGCUUCGUCUGCGUCAAGGCCAACCGCAAGGACUCGAGGGACGAGGAGCUGCUGACCUACGGCACCGAGGUGUUCUUCGCUCUGGCCUGGGUGGUGGGUGCAGCGGGUAAGGCUCCGCUGUACCUGAGGAUGGAGACGCCGCUGCUCGACGGCCAGUACGUGGCCAACGAUCACUAUCCGUUGAGGCUGAGCUCGAGCCCCGACGGCUACGCCAAGUGGCGCGUCCUGCACUGGGACAGGUCGCGCAGAUUCGAGACCGAGGCCUCGCCCGUGCUGCCCUGCGUCAGAAUCGUCGUUCAGCACGUGAUGACGGGCCAGUGUCUGGCCUGCGAGCGAUACCACUGGCAUCGGAGUCUGCUCGGCUACGAGGCCGGCCUCUCGGUGCACACGUACAGCGACGCGCAGCGCAACGAGACAGCCGAGUGCGUCUGGAAUCUGCUGCCGCUCGGGCCCAGCCAAAAUCUCGAGCUCGAAGGUGACGACGAUAACAACGAUGGUAACGAGUCGACGAGCUGCUGCUGCGGUUGCGAAAAUCGAUGAUUAGGGUAGUAGCGGAGUUAUUCGUGCUAUUUGGACAGAAAAAAAUGAAUGAAUGAACGAG